AUGGUGUCUACAAGGGAACCUGACCCCAGGGCCGGCCCUAUGCUAGCGGACCCCCUGCUUCUCGAAAAGAUUGACAAGCUCUUCGCCUGCAAUAUCGGCGAGUACAUCAGUCUCCCGCAACUCGUGGUCGUUGGUGACCAGUCAAGUGGGAAGAGUUCUGCCCUGGAGGGCCUGACCAAGCUCAGCUUUCCCCGUGACAGUGGUCUCUGCACCCGAUUCGCAACGCAGAUUAUCUUUCGUCGCGACACGAACUUGAAGGAGCGCGAGAUUUCGGCCUCGAUUAUACCUUCGCCUGAUCUUGACGCGGGCGAUGCGGAGAGGUUGAGGGCCUGGAAGGCUUCUGGUGCUGAGACACUGGGUGGGGAUGGGUUCGUGUCGAUGAUGAAGGAGGUCCACGAAGUCAUGGGACUCUCUUCAUUUGACAACGAUGGGAAGCCGACUUUCUCCAACAAUGUUCUCUGUUUAGAGAUCUGCGGUCCCGACGAGGAGCAUCUCAGCGUCAUCGAUGUUCCUGGUAUCUUCAAGAACACCACACCCGGGCGCACCACAAAGAACGACAUCGCCAUGGUCCGCAACAUGGUCCUACGCUACAUGCAGAACCGCUGGUCAAUCAUGUUGACUGUCGUCCCGGCCAACGUCGACAUCGCCACUCAGGAGAUUAUCGAGUUGGCCCGCGAAGUUGAUCCUCCUGGGGAAAGGACACUGCGGAUUCUUACCAAGCCCGAUCUCGUUGACAAGGGGGCUGAAGACAAAGUCAUUGACCUGAUCGAGGAUCAGAACGCUAGUGGGCAGCUGGGUUCGGUUCUUGUUCGAAAUCUGGGACAGCAGCAACUUGAGGACGGAAACGUCAACCGUGAUGCUGAGGAGGAAUUCUUCCGCCAGACGGCUCCAUGGAAUCGACUUCGGGCCGAGAAUUUUGGCAUCAGGGCGUUGAAAAAUCGUCUCCAGGAUGUUCUUGCGUCGACUGUUCGUCGUGAAUUUCCUUCAGUCCGCAAAGAAGUCAAUAAAAAGCUAAAGGCGUCUAAAGACACACUUCGAUCUCUCGGAGACGAGCGUGAGACUGCAGAGCAACAGCAACGACUUCUGCUGGGUGUUGUUGCUACUUUCCAGGACAUUACCCAGCAAGCUCUAACGACAAACUAUGGCAUACGCGAAAUUUUUGACGAUCCAGAACUGCGACUGGCUACAUUGGUCGCGAACCGGAAUAGUGAUUUCGCGCAUGAUCUUACCACUCGGGGUCAUGAAUACGCCUUUAAGCCAGGCAGCGGUGACAAGAGCACAGACCAUAAAGGUGAAGGUGAGCGAGACGACAAAGAAGAGAAUGGAGAUGGCCUUGAGCAGAAAUUUGGUGAUGAUGGGACACCAGAGGCGCAGUCGAUCUUGAGUCGUAAAGUCACAGAGAACGGAGAUCUGCACGAGAUCCUACACGAAGGUGCCCCUAUCGAAUGUUCAAUACGGGCCGGGAUUACUGAGUGGAUUAGCAAACUUUAUGGUGAUGCCCGAGGGUUCGAGAUUGGCACAUUCAACCACGUUUUGCUUUCGACCCUCAUGAAGAAGCAAUCGGCUAAAUGGCCCAACCUUGCACAGGGAUAUGUCAGCGAUGUUAUCUCCUACGUCCACAGAUUCAUACAGAAGGCGCUUCUGGCUGCAUGUCCUGACAGUGAAAUGUCUUCAAGCAUCCUGUCCCUACUGAUGGACGAGCUGAUGGACAAUUACCGACAGGCCAUCUCCGUGGCUGAUUUCCUUUUGGGCAUUGAACGGGCAGGCACCCCGAUGACAUUGAACCACUACUUGAAUGACAAUCUUCAAAAAUGCCGGGAAAAGCGAUUCCAAGAUGCACUGGCCAAGAAAGCUUUCACAGUUGAGUUCCCGCAGGGUGAUGAAAAAGCCGUUCGACUUGGUGAUGUCCAUCAUCAGGAUCAUAUGAGCAAUUUUGAUCACACAGUUCAAGACAUUCAUGAUAUCUUGGAGUCUUACUACAAAGUCGCCCGCAAGCGGUUCGUCGAUAAUGUCUGCAUGCAAGCCACGGAUCACUACUUGGUCACAGGACCUAAGUCACCCAUGAAGUUGCUCUCUCCUGCCUGGGUGAACAGUCUUUCCACUGAUCAGCUGGAAGAGAUAGCUGGCGAGGAUGCAGUAACUAGGCGCAGACGUCAGCAGCUGCGGAAGGAGAUCAGACAUUUGGAGAGCGGGAGGAAGGCCCUGAUGAUUUGA
Messenger RNA from Penicillium egyptiacum, 2214 nucleotides. The record is from the annotation of a GenBank genome assembly. Lineage: Eukaryota; Fungi; Ascomycota; Eurotiomycetes; Eurotiales; Aspergillaceae.